Messenger RNA from Histoplasma capsulatum G186AR, 2160 nucleotides. RefSeq lists its product as uncharacterized. The record is from RefSeq and is a predicted model, not a curated record. NCBI's taxonomy places the organism in Eukaryota, Fungi, Ascomycota, Eurotiomycetes, Onygenales, Ajellomycetaceae. The coding region runs from base 1 to 2160 and encodes 719 amino acids. The transcript has 3 exons.
AUGCGAGUUCCUGCUGAUGCUUCGCCGUGCCAGCAUCAAGACUUGUCUGUCGAUGAUGGUCAACACGGACAAAUCCAAGAGUCAAGAAAAGCACAUGACGAAACGAGGAUUGAAAAUGGAUAUGAAGGCCUGAAAUCAUCUCAAGUGUUAUGGAAGGGCAAGGAUCUUGAACUGGGAGUUAAGGCUGGCUUUGAGCAGAACAACUGGGACGUCCUUCGAUUUUCUGGCCGAGCUAAAGACCGAACCAAGCGGUCUAUCAGAUUUUUGACAGUUGAAUGUUUGCUCGCGGUCUGCUCCGACCCACAUCUCUGCCGGUUAGGUGUCCUGUCGCGUCGGCCCGUUAGGAGCUUCCGCUGCUACUAUCAGAAUUUGGGCCCUGUCCUCUAUGUCUACCAGCCGGAGCGCGUCUCUGAAGAGCUCUACAUCCUUGAGGAUGCAGACUUUCUGAUUCCCGAGACUGCAACUCAUGGAUUACAUCAUCCUAACCCUGGGGUAGCUUAUAUAUUUAAGUCUUUGAUCAUUCGAAAAUGGUUGAAGCUAGCCGGAACAAAAAAGGCAGAGGACAUGAUUGGCUUCUUUUAUUCAUCCAGCACAUUUUCCUCAGAGUAUCGACAAAAACUUGAGAAGGACAUUGUACGAUUGAGCGCCCUCAAAGCUGACCACGAAGUAAAGGGAAUCUCGCGGAACUCUAUCCGGCUAGGACCUCUGGCUAGAACCUCAAUUAGUGACGAUCUUGCAAUCAAAAUUGACCACGAUGGGUAUCGGAUGACCUGUUUCCUCGGAACACCAAAGAGUAGAAGCGCCGAAUAUUAUUCCGACCCAUGCCAGACGAAUCAACAGCCAAUCACUACUUCCGAAUUUAUUCUGGACACCCAAACCAGGGAGUACGUUCAAUCUCCUUUCUCAUCGAAUUCCACGAGCUUUUAUGCCCGAGCCAUGUUUAAAAAGACUAGGUCAUGGGUGAACAUCUUUGCCAAAAAUGGGCCUGGUGUUACCGCAGAAAUAGCUGCCCUUUCCUCACUGAGACACUACUUUCCAAGCGGCAUGCUACAAAAGGUUCUGGCAUUUGAUCCCGUCAGCAACUACGUAUUUUACGAGAAACACCAAGGACAGGUGCUAAGUGACAUCAGGAUCACUAUCUCCAAGGGAAUCGUGGAGGUUCCCUUCAAAUGUGCCCAAGAUGCAUUCGACUGGCUGGUUAGCGUCGAACUAGUCAGAGCAGAACAGGUUGCGGCAGUCCAGCUCAAUACCAUCCGCUCGGAAGCGACUAAAAAGGAGCAGUUAAUACAUCGGUUCUAUUACGACCGCUUACACUUGGACGGCCGGGCAUUAGAGUUUUAUGGCAUCACUGUUCCGGAGUUUUUCCAGACGGAAAUGAGGCGGUUAAGCUUUAAGGAAUUCAUGUCCCUGCCGUUGAUCAUCAACGGGCGGGAGCUUGACAGUUUGUAUCAUUAUUGUCGGCAAGCUGAGGCUAUCCUUAAUCCUCGAGGGCUUCAUCUCAUAAACUCCAGCGUUGCGGUAGGCCUUGGAGACGGACAUGGAGGUAAUGUUAUGGCUACGCUAGGAGGCCCUGCAAUCCGCCUCGUCGACUACGAAGUUGCCGGAUGGCACAACCCCGUGCUCGACCUAGCCAAACCAUUGUACAACGAUGCGUUUUUCGCCAUCCUUUAUAGUGAUUUGAUGGAUCAUUGCAAUGCAAUGACUGCAUGUGGGGGCGAUGAGCGCCAGUAUGUGCGCUACCGCGUUACCGAAGAGGCCAUCACUGUCGACUUCAACCUCCAGCUCAGCCUGCUAGAUCGUACUUUGGCAUACAUAAAGCUCGAGUACAUGGCACGACCACUCUGGGAACGCCUAGCGGACGAAUUUCCAAACGAUUUAGAAUUUGCCGAAGACAUAUUGAGCGCAGCUCUAUUCUCUUGCGCUCUGCUGACUCGUAACUUUUCAUCGCAGCCGGACACCUUUUUCCUAAAUGCUGCUGUCGGAGUGCUCUUGUUUUCUGACAUGAAGGGGACCAUUGACUUGUUCUUCGGAUGGGCAAACUGGCCCAUCAACGCUGGAUCAUCCGAAGGCGGCCGGCGGCGCUGGUCUGAUGUCGUCAAGGGCGCUCAGGAAGAGACGAGAGACCACCGAUUAAUUGGCCCCGCGACAGAAUGUCCAUGA